UUACGUUUCAUCUCUUAUUUUUAAUUACUUUUCAAAUCAAAAUUUAAAAAAUCCUGUUUCAGUGUGGUAUUUCUUAUAAACAUAGGUAAUUUUGUUCAAAUAUAAAAUAUGACUGACAACGAUAAACUUAUUUCUUGUCCAGUUUGUAAUAGAUUAUACGAAAAGCAAUCCAUAGAAAACCAUGUAAAUAAAUGUAUUUUUUUAAAUACUCUAUCGGAAAACAAUUCAAAAAGAGAUGGAUCUCACUUAGAAGAAAAUUCGCAAGUGAAAAAAGUUAAAGUUUUUGGAAGUUUAGUGAGUAGUACUUCAAAAUCUCAGGCUACAACAACACCAGUAAAACAAGUAACUAAUAAAGAACAACCAAACAAAUCAUCAGUUUUAAAUGAUACAAGAAAAAUCCCAUUAGCAGAGUCAAUGAGGCCAAACAGUCUUGAUGAUAUUGUCGGUCAAAUAGACGCAUUUGGAAAAGGCUCUAUGUUGCACUCCAUGCUUAUAAAGAAAAUAAUACCUAACAUGAUACUUUGGGGACCACCUGGAUGUGGAAAGACCUCCAUAGCAAAUGUUAUUGCCAAAAUUUGCGCAGAGCAAAGUAAUUUACGAUUUGUGAAAUACUCUGCAACUAUGUCCGGUAUCAAUGAUGUGAAAGAAGCAGUGAAGGUUGCUAAAAACGAAGCUCAAUUUAAAAGGCAAACCGUUUUGUUUAUGGAUGAAAUACAUAGAUUCAAUAAAUUGCAACAAGAUACAUUCCUUCCGCAUGUAGAAAAUGGCACGAUUACACUGAUUGGUGCAACUACAGAGAAUCCGUCUUUCAGUUUGAAUAAUGCCCUUUUGAGUCGCUGUAAGAUUAUAGUUCUCAGCAAAUUAACAGUGGACGAUGUAUGGCAGAUAUUAGAAAGGGCUGUGAUAAGGAAUGAUUUAGCCGUGGUCGUUGACAGCAUAGAAGAUAAGGUUAAUAGUGAAAUUGUUAAGGACAAAUACAUAAUAGAGAGAAAAUCAAUUCGUUGGCUUUCGGAAAUUUGUGAUGGAGACGCUCGCAUUGCACUCGGCGCGUUGGAACUUGUGCUCGAGGCGGGCCCUCCAUCCUCCCCAACAACCAGAAGCAACUUUAUUAGUUUGGAAGAUUUGAAAAAAGGAAUUAAGCGGUCACACAUACUCUACGACCGUCAAGGCGAAGAGCAUUACAACAUAGUGUCGGCGAUCCAGAAGUCUAUCCGAGCGAGCGACGACAACGCGGCGCUGUACUGGACCACGCGCGCGCUGCGCUGCGGGGAGGACCCGCUGUACGUCGCGCGCCGCCUCGUGCGCACCGCGGCCGAGGACGUCGGCUUAGGCGAUCCAAGUGCGUUAACUGAAGCAGUGGCAUGCUUGCAAGGUUGCCAGCAUAUAGGCAUGCCGGAGUGCGACGUUCUGCUAGCUCAGUGCGCGGUGAGGCUGGCCAGGGCCGACAAAAGCCACGAGGUCUAUCAUGCUAUGAAGAAAGUACAGAGAUGUCUCACCGAAGCAAAGGGACCCUUGCCAUCAGUGCCUUUGCACUUGCGUAAUGCACCCACGAGACUUAUGAAAGAUUUAGGAUAUGGCAAAGGAUAUAACACAAAACAUCGUGAUCAUUCCGGUAUCUGUUAUAUGCCAGAGGGAUUGGAAAAUGUUAAUUUUUUUAAUGAAGAUGAAGAGCUACCCUUGUAAUAAAAAAAAGAAAAAUCUAGUGUCAAUGUUUUAUUUGGGAUAAUCUCA
Molecule: messenger RNA, 1731 nt
Organism: Nymphalis io (European peacock)
Lineage: Eukaryota; Metazoa; Arthropoda; Insecta; Lepidoptera; Nymphalidae
Product: ATPase WRNIP1-like
Exons: 8
Coding region: 109-1683 (524 amino acids)
Biological process (GO): regulation of DNA repair; DNA-templated DNA replication
Cellular component (GO): nucleus
Molecular function (GO): ATP binding; ATP hydrolysis activity; enzyme activator activity
Source: RefSeq, a predicted model, not a curated record